UUCAUACAAAUGACUCUACUGUUCAUUCUAAAACUCCAGUCCAUACUCCGGUUAUGGUUCCUGCACGAAGCACCACUUCGGAAGACGGCAGCCCAACACCUUCACACGGUUACAAUGUGUUUCUGUUUUAUUCAUAGUUUUCCCUCUAUUUUAUUUCUGUCAUUUUUCAUCCCCUGUACUUUCAGUUUCUGGGUUCGAUUAUUCCCCACUUUUCCCUGCAACAAUGGACCAAUCAGUUUUUCGACAGUCAUUGUUUCCCGUGAACAGCCGUACAGAUGUCACUCUGUCUAAGACACAGGGCAUCUCUUCUGUUCUACACAACUCUCCUUCUUCUGCCUCUGACCAUUCGCCUUGUGAGCAUAACUCUCCUUAUGCUCUCAAACUAUCUGAAGGAGGCAGUAGUAGAACACCCGGAAAAGAGACCCCUUGUGCGUUACAGUGGUCGAUCCUAGAUGAUCUGCCUAUGUUCAAGCUUCCCGGAAAGAGACUAACCAAGAAGCCAUCCAAGUUUUAUUCACCCUUCAAGCCUGGCAUUCUGUCUCGUCCUCCUCCCAAUUUACAACUUUCAUUGUGUAUGCAUGCCUACCUUUGUGCAGAUGACUCUCCAUUCAAAAGGAAAACUUUGAUGCACUUUGGGUCACAGCCACUCAAUGCCCGAGAUAUUGCUUCUUCCUUUCGUGUUGGAAACUGCAUAGACAUUGAGUUCAUGUAUGCAUUCAUUAAAUGCAUAGCUGAAGAUGACUUUAAUAUUCGUCCUGAAUGCCAUGGGUAUAGAAUUUUCCUUCAUCCUGUUGUCUCGGAUAUUCUUAAGUCAGGGUCCUUCAGUUUUGACAAAACUCAUCAUCAAUGCAGUCCGGACAAUGUACUAGAUCUUAUCAAGCGAUGCCUCCCCACGACUGACUUACAAAACGCAAAGAUGAUAUUCCUUCCAGUUUUGCAUCUUCAUCAUUGGUCGGUAUACUGCAUCAACCUUGGCCAAGGCCGUAUUGAUGUCCUAGACCCAAUGGAUUAUAGUUCUACCAAUGAGGCCACGUGGGAUACACAUCAUUCAACAAUGGGCCAGAAACUCAUGGAACGCCUUAGUGUUUCACUAUCUCUGGCUGCACCCCGCAAAUUCCCCCAUUUUGCAAACUGGAGACGUGUACCAAUUCUGCUUCCAUUUCAAAAGAAUAUGUGCGACUCAGGCUUAUUCUCCAUGAAGUAUAUUGAGUUCUAUGACGGCGAGGGCCAUGGUUCUUUGCGGACUACUAUAGACCCGGAUUGUUCGAUCGAGAUGAGGGCAGAAAUGUUGCAAUAUCUGACCUUCCAUACGGCUAACAGAGUCCAUGCUCCCCCAGAACUCCUUCAGUUCCGUCUUGGAGAGUCUGAUCCUUCCUUCAACCCACUGUUUUAUUAGUGUAAGAGUCAUGUUUCCUAAAUGUGGUCGACAAUCUAUGCUCACAAGUUCUAAUUUUUUCAUGUCCGUUGC
This is a messenger RNA of Sorghum bicolor (sorghum), 1468 nucleotides long. RefSeq lists its product as uncharacterized. The record is from RefSeq and is a predicted model, not a curated record. Gene Ontology annotation, biological process: proteolysis. The transcript has 6 exons. Bases 224 to 1396 code for a protein of 390 amino acids. NCBI's taxonomy places the organism in Eukaryota, Viridiplantae, Streptophyta, Magnoliopsida, Poales, Poaceae. Gene Ontology annotation, molecular function: cysteine-type peptidase activity.